Molecule: messenger RNA, 1154 nt
Organism: Laetiporus sulphureus 93-53
Lineage: Eukaryota; Fungi; Basidiomycota; Agaricomycetes; Polyporales; Laetiporaceae
Product: Aldo/keto reductase
Exons: 8
Coding region: 1-969 (322 amino acids)
Molecular function (GO): oxidoreductase activity, acting on NAD(P)H as acceptor
Source: RefSeq, a predicted model, not a curated record
AUGCCUUGGGACCUCAUUCAGCUGAACAACGGGACGAGCAUCCCGAGCAUUGCAUUCGGGACGUGGACGCUGGGUGGCGGACAGCAGGCCACGAACCAUGUCGACCAAGCCAUCUCCGUCGGAUUCAGUCAUAUCGAUACGGCGCAGGCCUACCGCAAUGAAGCCGAAGCGGGUGUUGCCAUUCACGAAAGCGGGCUCUCGCGCGAAGAGAUAUACAUCACCACGAAGUACUCUGGCGUGGACGGGCUGGAUAUCGACACGUCCAUCCAGAACAGCUUGAAAAACCUGGGUGUCGAAUAUGUGGAUUUGUAUUUAAUCCACAACCCGCGUCUGGCCGUGCCAGACAUACCCACAGCCUGGGCCAGGAUGGAGAAGGUGCAGACCGACGGCUACGCUAAGAGCAUCGGAGUCAGCAACUUCAACGUGCCGCAGCUGGAGACCCUCCUCGCUUCCGCGAAGAUCAAGCCGGUGGCCAAUCAGGCAGGACUUGCUCCGCGAUCUUGUCCAAAACGCGGCUUCGCUGACCAGAUUAUCCAGAUCCUAUUCCAUCCGUAUGUGCUCGAGUCGCAAGCACCCAUCGUCGAGUAUGGGAACGAAAACGGCAUCGUGAGCGAGGCGUACAGCGUGUUGGUUCCUCUCACGCGGCAGCCCGGAGGGCCUGUCGACGCUCCUGUGAGGGAGAUCGCUUCCCGCUUGAAGGUCCAACCUGAACAGGUUCUCCUGGCAUGGGCAAAGGCGAAGGGCGUCGUCGUCGUCACGUCGAGCACGAAGAAGGAGCGUCUCGAGGGCUACUUGGCUGCCGGUGACCUAGAGCUCACCGAUGAUGACAUCGCUGCGAUCGACGCGGCAGGUGUUAUUGGUACCCGUCGGAUUACCGCGCGCACGUUCCUGCGGCGUGCUGCGGCUGUUGCGCUGGUCGGUGCUGCUGUCCUCGGUGCUUGCAGCUACUUGGGCAUCAACGUCAUCUAAGAACAUUUGUAUUCCUUGAACACUACUUUUCGACGUCCUUGUUUUACCAGAUUGUUGUUUUAUUGUUGUACUUUGCUCUGAGUCUUACAAACUGGGUGACGAUGACUUGCUAGCUCGAUGUAUAUCAUGAUCUCUCUAUGUACCAGUACAACAGUGGACUUUGAAUGCUAUUUGUGCCGUGUUGA